GGGUGGAGAUGUUGGGAAAUAACAGUUAUUUCGUGGGGUUGACAAUGCCGACUGUAAACGAAGAACAUUACAAUUGCUUAUUGGAAUACAUUCGAAUGAUAUUGGAACACUAAUUUCUGAUCAAAACCUUCUAGUAAUAUAUUGCUAUAGGCAUAUUUUAGUUCACUCGCUACGACUCAACGCAAGGAUUCGUUUUUUUCGACCUGCUAUAGGAAAACAAGCAAGAUAGCAGGUCGAACAUCAUUUUUAAGUUUUAUUUUUACUUUCGUGUUGAAAAUAAUUAUCAAAGAUAAAACAAUGUCUUACUUAAUGCGCUCUAUACAAAGUUGAUGCGAGCGAGACCUGUCCUUACACUGUAUUUAUCAGAGGCCACCAAAUCAAUGCGGCAACAGUGAACUCAUCACAAUGGACAAAUUGAUGGAACAAGGUUAGAUCACUUCAGUAGCUAUACAUUAUAAAACCAGCAAGGCGACAGAACCGAAACACAUUUUGGGCAGGCGAGGGAUAUUGUUUUAAUUCGUGAGCGUUUUGUGGUCAACGCUGCGGUAUCUCAGAAGACUCGUGUACAUAACAAGAAGGGACAGCAAGUGAAAUGGUUGGCAACACAAUCCACUGGUUCAGGAAGGGCCUGCGGCUCCACGACAACCCCUCGCUGAAGGAGUCUAUCCGGGGAGCUGACACCCUUCGCUGUGUUUACAUCCUAGACCCCUGGUUUGCAGGGUCCUCCAACGUGGGCAUCAGCAGGUGGAGGUUCUUACUACAAUGUCUGGAGGACCUAGACGCCAGCCUCCGCAAGCUCAACUCCCGUCUGUUUGUCAUCCGGGGCCAGCCUACUGAUGUCUUCCCUAGGCUGUUCCAGGAAUGGCAGACCAGCCAGCUGUCUUAUGAGUACGACUCUGAGCCCUUUGGCAAGGAACGUGACGCCGCCAUCCAGAAGCUGGCCAGCGAGGCCGGGGUGGAGGUUACUGUCAAAGUCUCCCACACGCUCUACGACCUGGACAAGAUCAUCGAGCUAAACGGAGGCCAGUCCCCUCUCACCUACAAGCGUUUCCAGGCGCUCAUCAGUCACAUGGAUGCCGUGGAAUCGCCCGCUGAGACCAUCACUGCUGAGGUCAUGAGGAAGUGUGCCACGCCCAUCAGUGAUGACCAUGACGACAAGUUUGCCGUGCCCUCCCUGGAGGAGCUUGGCUUUGAGACGGAAGGCCUGGCUACAGCAGUAUGGCCGGGGGGAGAGACCGAGGCCCUCACUCGCCUGGAGAGGCACCUGGAGAGAAAGGCUUGGGUGGCCAACUUUGAGCGUCCCCGGAUGAACGCCAACUCCCUGCUAGCCAGCCCCACAGGCCUCAGCCCCUACCUCCGCUUCGGCUGCCUCUCCUGUCGCCUCUUUUACUUCAAACUCACUGACCUCUACAGGAAGGUGAAGAAAAACAGCUCUCCGCCCCUCUCGCUCUAUGGCCAGCUGUUGUGGCGCGAGUUCUUCUACACCACAGCCACCAACAACCCCCGCUUCGACAAAAUGGAGGGCAAUCCGGUGUGUGUGCAGAUCCCCUGGGACCGCAACCCAGAAGCGCUGGCCAAGUGGGCCGAGGGGAGGACAGGGUUCCCCUGGAUUGACGCCAUCAUGACCCAGCUGAGGCAGGAGGGCUGGAUCCACCACCUGGCCAGACACGCCGUGGCCUGCUUCCUGACCCGGGGAGACCUGUGGAUCAGCUGGGAGGAGGGCAUGAAGGUAUUUGAGGAGCUGCUCCUGGAUGCAGACUGGAGUGUGAACGCAGGCAGCUGGAUGUGGCUCUCGUGCAGCUCCUUCUUCCAGCAGUUUUUCCACUGCUACUGCCCUGUGGGCUUCGGCAGGAGGACAGACCCAAACGGAGACUACAUACGGCGCUAUCUGCCCAUACUGAAGGCCUUCCCGGCCAAGUACAUCUUUGACCCCUGGAACGCGCCCGAGAGCGUGCAGAAGGCAGCCAAGUGCGUGAUCGGCAUGCAUUACCCCAAGCCCAUGGUGCACCACACCGAGGCCAGCCGCCUCAACAUCCAGAGGAUGACGCAGAUCUACCAACAGCUCUCCUGCUACCGCGGUCUGGGGCUGCUCGCGACUGUGCCUGCUAAUCCUAACAAUGGUGGAAAUGGUGUGGGGACCUCCCCUGAAGAAAUCCAGCAUGAGGCAGUCGCUCAAGCAGGCAGAGGACAGGCUGCUGUGAAGCGUAGCAAUGAGGACCUCACACCGGGGGUAGCAACAAUGCCCAGAGGCAGACCAGCAUCUAGUCCCUGAUAUGGAAGGGUAGAGGACAGGGGGUGCCAGCUAACCUGUUGACCUCCAGUAGGCUCCACCAGCACCUGAAGCACUGCAUCCUCCUCCCCUGACUCUUCAACUGUACAGGAGCACAUCUACCUCAGUGGUGUGAGCAGCAGUAGGAAGAGAUGGAGCAGAGGAACGGAGGCUGCUAACAUCCCACAUUGAACUAUGGGGAACAUCAAAUCACAUGAUGCCCAGAGAACUGAUCGCAGCAUCGCGGUCUGUGACAUUCAACCUCUGUGGAGAAUCGCAAACACAUAGUCGCACUGUUCCCAGUGUUACUAGAUAGAGGUGAUGGUGUCAGGACAGAAGCCCUUUCACGACAUGACUCCCAAAACUCUAUAAUAUGCACACCAUCAAACUGUCUUCUUUGUGGUGCUGGGAAUACAAGCCUCAGUUCCAUUUAUAAUAAAUGACACACACGUUUGUCCUCUUUCCCCAAAAUGUCUAUGGAAAAAUGUGGUCCCUUUGGGGAUACAUGUAUCGAAGAUGGAGGCACACGUUAUUUGCUGAAAGAACACUGGGUGUUGACUGUUUGAGCCUGAGGGCAUGUUAUGUGCAGUCCUAGACAUGGAGAAUGGCAUCAGCCUCAAGCUGAUGACCCAACUUGGAAUCGUCAGGUUAAAUGGUCAGGAAACACUUAUCAUUCUAUGGGGUAUAGUGCUGUCAGAAGUUCAGAAAUAUGAGGUUCCAAUAACCAUUUUUAAGGCAGCAUAACCUCUAAAAUCGUUGUAAGGGAAUGAUGUAAACGUUUCUGUAUAAGCGUGUGAGUAAUUCAACUCAAAAUGUAUACAGUAAAAAGGGUAUAUUGCAUGUUUUCUUUUUUUCUGGUGAAGUUGUAAACCAAUUGUUAUUUUUGUAUAAAGACUGACUGUUCUGUAUAGUGCUGUAAUAAAAGGUGCAAAAUGUAA
Messenger RNA from Salmo salar (Atlantic salmon), 3207 nucleotides. Its product is annotated as cryptochrome circadian regulator 1. The record is from RefSeq and is a predicted model, not a curated record. Gene Ontology annotation, biological process: entrainment of circadian clock by photoperiod; negative regulation of DNA-templated transcription; circadian regulation of gene expression. NCBI's taxonomy places the organism in Eukaryota, Metazoa, Chordata, Actinopteri, Salmoniformes, Salmonidae. Gene Ontology annotation, molecular function: DNA binding; FAD binding. Gene Ontology annotation, cellular component: cytoplasm; nucleus.